AUGAAUCCAGACCGAGCUACUCCCUUGAUGCAGGAGGCACAAGAGAUUUUGGAGAAUUGGAAAAGUCAAGAACAAAACGAAAGGAGAGGAGGAUUCGGUGAGGAUGAGAGGCAGGGAGAGGAGAGGAAGCUUGGCCUAAUCUGUGCGUGUUCUUCCUCAAACUUGAGCGACAACGAGGCUCCAAAAUGGGAUGUGAAGGUUAGGGUUUGUGAGCUAGCUUUUCAUUAUAAUUCCGGUGAUUAA
Molecule: messenger RNA, 243 nt
Organism: Eruca vesicaria subsp. sativa (arugula)
Lineage: Eukaryota; Viridiplantae; Streptophyta; Magnoliopsida; Brassicales; Brassicaceae
Source: the annotation of a GenBank genome assembly